AUGUUGGGUGUUAUAAGAAACAAGUCUAUUCGCCCUUCCUUUUCCACAUUCAGAUUUUUCUCUUCUUCAGCUAAACAGAUGACAGUGAGAGACGCUCUUAAUUCUGCACUUGAUGAAGAAAUGUCUGCUGAUUCUAAAGUUUUCUUGAUGGGUGAAGAGGUUGGAGAAUAUCAAGGUGCUUAUAAGAUUACCAAGGGUCUGCUAGAGAAGUAUGGUCCUGAAAGGGUUCUCGACACUCCCAUCACCGAGGCUGGGUUUACUGGAAUCGGAGUUGGUGCUGCUUACUAUGGUCUGAAGCCUGUUGUGGAGUUUAUGACAUUUAACUUCUCCAUGCAGGCAAUAGAUCACAUCAUUAAUUCUGCUGCAAAAUCAAAUUACAUGUCUGCUGGACAAAUAUCUGUACCUAUUGUCUUUAGAGGACCCAAUGGUGCUGCUGCUGGAGUUGGUGCUCAGCACUCUCAUUGUUAUGCAUCUUGGUACGGCUCAUGCCCGGGGUUGAAAGUUUUGGCACCAUAUUCAGCUGAAGAUGCCCGUGGUUUACUUAAAGCGGCUAUUAGGGACCCUGAUCCUGUAGUUUUCCUUGAAAAUGAGUUGUUAUAUGGUGAGUCAUUCCCUGUUUCUGCCGAAGUUCUUGAUUCCAGUUUUUGCCUUCCCAUUGGAAAAGCAAAGAUUGAGAGAGAAGGAAAAGAUGUGACUAUUACAGCCUUCUCUAAAAUGGUUGGCUUUGCACUAAAGGCGGCUGAGAUACUUGAAAAGGAAGGAAUCAGUGCCGAGGUUAUUAAUUUACGGUCAAUCAGGCCACUUGAUCGACCCACCAUCAAUGCUUCCGUAAGGAAAACCAACAGAUUGGUGACAGUUGAAGAAGGGUUUCCUCAGCAUGGUGUUGGCGCUGAAAUCUGUACUUCUGUUAUUGAGGAAAGUUUUGGUUAUCUCGAUGCACCCGUUGAGAGAAUUGCUGGAGCUGAUGUUCCCAUGCCUUAUGCAGCUAAUCUCGAGAGAUUGGCUGUCCCACAUGUUGAAGAUAUCGUUCGUGCUGCAAAGAGAGCAUGCCACAGAUCUGUGCCUUUGGCCGCAGCUGCCUAA
Molecule: messenger RNA, 1083 nt
Organism: Vicia faba (fava bean)
Lineage: Eukaryota; Viridiplantae; Streptophyta; Magnoliopsida; Fabales; Fabaceae
Source: the annotation of a GenBank genome assembly